Messenger RNA from Fusarium coffeatum, 2166 nucleotides. RefSeq lists its product as uncharacterized. The transcript has 8 exons. Bases 1 to 2166 code for a protein of 721 amino acids. Gene Ontology annotation, cellular component: cytosol; kinetochore; nuclear body. NCBI's taxonomy places the organism in Eukaryota, Fungi, Ascomycota, Sordariomycetes, Hypocreales, Nectriaceae. The record is from RefSeq and is a predicted model, not a curated record.
AUGGAAACAGACAUCGAUCCCGCCUCGGCGGGCCAGGAAGAGCUUCGUCUCCUCGUGGGUGAUGUUAUUGAAUCGGCCAAAAUACCAGCCAAAACACGCGCGUCCAGUGUUAAGCCUACCAUCGCCAACCUUACCUCUCUUUCUUAUGAAUGGGGUCUCUUACCCGAGACUCUCGACAGUCUCAUCAACCUCGUUACAACACCAAAUCAUCUGGACCAAGCAAGCCAGGCUGCUAUCAUCAGAAACCUCUACCCCGUUGAAGCUGUCUCUCGAGGUUCUGUGCUUCGUGUCGUCUCUUGUCUUGGUCACGGGACGCUUAAGCCGUCUCUGACACUGCAGGCGGCUCUCAUCAAGUGGCUUAUUACAGUACACCACACUUUAGAGUCACCACAGGUGCUCUCUCAGGCGUACCCUGUUCUGUUCAAUCUCCUUAAUACUGCAGCCACUCGUCCCAAUUUGAGUCAUCUUCUUGCUCUUAUCACACGGCGCAAGCACGUUCGACCUUUUAGAAUUCAGGCUUUGCUUAACCUCUCAAGACAAACAGGAAACGAUCCUUCUUUGAUUGGUCUUCUAAGAGUCUUCAAAGACUAUUACCCAGAGGUUAUUGUGGGAGAGGUUGUUCGUGGCAAAGCGUUAUCCUUCAAGCAUCCCGAUCCGCAAUGGCGAGAUAGGUUAGACGAGAUUCAAGAGGCACACUUUUAUAAGUCACAAGAAGGCAUAUCUAAACCAAGAGAUGGUUUCCGUGUUCAUCGUCCUAUUGGUCGUGGUGCCCGAAACAAGACCAUUCCGCUUGUACACACGUCUCAUGUAACGGAGGACGCCGUCACACUUGAGGAAAUCGAAAAUGCAGUUGGCUUCGUCAAGAAUCUCGACAAGCUAGAACUGCCCAAUCAGCUAGUUGCUGUCUUAGCAGAUCCAUUGCUACAAAAGCUCAUGGUUCUGCGACCAAGCAUGGAGUCUGACCAAAGAAUAGCAAAUUGGCUCAGCUCAGCUCUUCAGGAUGUAAAAGAUGGCGAUGCGGAUGAAGCCACUUUCUUUGAGCUAUUAGAUAUUCUCCGAGACUAUGUCAUCUCGACCAAGACCUUACCUCCCGUCCUGCUCGACUUCUUUGCUGGGUUUCUUCCACUCUGGGACAGCUCUCAACACCGCGAUUCGAUGUUCACUAUCUUUUCUUAUUCCCCACUAAUUGAUUUCCAAAAACUAUACCAACACAUCCUCAAGCCUCUCGAGGAUGCCACAUUGGACAAUACCCCUGAAUCCCAACUGGCGGUCCUCAACUUAUACAAGCAUCUCCUCCAUCACUGGAUGGUCGUUCUUGAAUCCAGUGAAGCUAUACCGGAUAAUGCUAGUGAUGCUAUUACAGACUUGAUCCGGCACGUCAACCCUCUGGCUCUUAGCAUCGCCCAAACAUCCACCUCGGUCUCAGCACGCUCUGCCAUCCUUGACUUUUAUGAGCAAAACUCUCGACUCGUCAGCCACGAAACCUUGAAGCAUUACAUUCGAAUUGAGCUGCCGCCGUCUCAUCUCAUCUACAUACUCUUUUUUAGCAGUUCUGUCGCCAUUGUAUCGCGUAUUUGUGCCAUCCUCGCCUCGUAUAAGAAAGGAUUCGAGAUGGCCAUGUUAACAAAACCAAAGCGCGACGGAAGCAACCGUAUUGACUCGGCAUCAUAUAAUAGGGUUUUUGUGAGCCUUUUCAACGGGUAUCUUAUGGACAUGUGUAACUGCUUUUGGAGAGGCAAGGCCUUCACCGACAGCGACCCAAACGCACAAGGUUGCUUGGUCCCAAGAAGCCUUGUCCCAAAACUCUCUUCAUACGUGAAUGUUGUGGAUACAUCCCAAACUCUUACAUCACUAUUCUCACUAUCAUACUCGCCGCUCCUGUGCUUACAGAGCACUCGGUGUAUUCAGAGUCUCGAGAAUGCUGAGAUCAACAGUGACACACCCCUGCGUGUCAGACACGAGGGACCACCGACACAAAGCAGUCUUGGACAGCUGGCAAGUUCUGGCGGGAUCCGUAUUUCAUGGCAGGACUAUCGCAUCAAGGUAUUGGAGGAACUUAGCGCAAAGGAGCUCGCUGGUAUCACAGACCUCCUGAAGAACACAAUGACGAUUUUGAGAAAAUUGAUAGACGGCGAGGGAAGCACGAGACCAACCGCGACGCAAUGA